This is a messenger RNA of Bubalus bubalis (water buffalo), 3497 nucleotides long. Its product is annotated as anthrax toxin receptor-like. Gene Ontology annotation, molecular function: signaling receptor activity. The record is from RefSeq and is a predicted model, not a curated record. The transcript is spliced from 17 exons. Gene Ontology annotation, cellular component: membrane. Lineage: Eukaryota; Metazoa; Chordata; Mammalia; Artiodactyla; Bovidae. The coding region runs from base 195 to 1934 and encodes 579 amino acids.
AGGGCCAGCCCCCAAAGCCAGCCAUCUUCACCUCUUCGCCCUCAGGGCAGGUACCAGGCAAGGCUCACGCGGCACUUUUGUGAAAGGGCUGGAGGGGCCAAAGGCCCUGGGAACGCACAGAGGCGGCACAGGCUGCCGUCUGAGGGGGCCUUCAGUUGCCAGCACCCAGUGAGGCCGAGGGACUGCUGAAAUAAAUGGAGAGCUGGGGGCCUGGCAUGCCGGGGCCCACGCUCUUCCUGCUGCUGGUGCUGCCACCUCCGCUGCUGAGCUUGGGGAGCUUCCAGCACAGUGGUCCAGGCUGGAAAGACCUGCACCACCUCAGUUUGGACUGGGGGAAGCUCUAUCGCCACCUCAUCCAGAACUCGGGAAGCUUCCAGCACCGCCAGGGCCCCGGCACCUGGCACCGGAAAAGCCGGUCAAGAGAAGACAAGAAUUCCUGCCACAGCUCAUUUGACCUCUACUUCAUCUUGGACAUGUCAGGCAGUGUGAACAACAAUUGGAUGAACAUUUAUUCCUUUGUGGAGGAUUUGGUCAAGAAGUUUGAAAACCCUAACCUGCGGAUGUCCUUCAUCACCUUCUCCACAGAGGGUCACACCGUCAUGCAGCUUACUUCAGACAGAAAUGAAGUUCAUGAUGGUCUUAUCAGACUUCAGAACAUAGUGCCUACAGGAGACACAUACAUGCAGGAAGGAUUUAAAAAGGCAAUUGAGCAAAUUGAACAAGCUCACUCAGGAGAAAACAAGGUUCAUUCCAUGAUUAUCUGUCUGACUGAUGGAACUCUGGAGGAACAGACACUAAAAGAAACUGUAAAAGAAGCUGACAAGGCUCGGCAAAUGGGAGCGACAGUAUACUGCGUGGGUGUAAAAAACUUUGAGGAGCAUCAGUUAAUAGAAAUUGCAGACAGCCCAUAUCACGUGUUUGCAGUGAACCAAGGAUUCAAGGCUCUUAAAGACAUCGUUGAUCCACUCGAAACUAAGUCCUGUAUUGAAAUUACUUCUGUGGAGCCUUCCGAUAUCUGUGUAGGAGAUGAAUAUGAAUUGAUGAUUUCUGGAAAAGGUUUUAAUAAUGCAAAGAAUGAGGAUGAAGUUAUUUGUAGAUUUAAAUUCAAAGACAAGCUAAUUGAUGAAAAAGCCAACUCUGUGCAAGAUACCAGUAUGAUAUGCCCAGGAAUAAAGAUAGAGAAUCCAGAUGAGGCUUUCUCCCUUGAAAUUAGCCUCAACAAUGGCAUCAGCUUCAUCAACAGUGAUGUCAGCCUCACCAGCAAGGACUGUGCGAGUACCAGGGCAGGGGGGCAAGCUCAAGAGACGACUACCCCACCAGCUCCCUCAGCAGCUGCCCAGCCGCCUCCAGAGACAUCGCCCAUGCCACCCACGCCACCCGCGCCACCCGCCCCACCCGCACAAGUCAUCCCGUACAUCAACCCGCUCUACUUCUUCGCACUCAUCCCAGCCCUGCUCCUAUUGUCCCUGAUGUUCUGCUGCAUCUGGUGGCUAUGCCACAGGAGGACCGUCAAGGAGCCACCGCCACUGCUGAAGCCAGAAAGGGAGCCAGAGGAGACAUGCCAAAUGCCAUGCCCCACAGUGAUUGUCCCUUGUGGGUGCCAAGGAGGGGGAAUGAAACGAAUGGAGGGAAAACUGGAUAGCUUGUGUGACUUUGUUCAGCGCUGCAAUCAGAUGUCAGUAAUGUGGUGUCCAACCAGAGACAUGGGAAAGUGCGUCAACUUUGCCCUAAUGAGGCCCCACUGCGGGCCACUGCGCUGCAGCCCCAGGGCCUGCGUUCAGCCCAGCCGGGAGUGCUUCAGCAUCAACAACUGCUGCUCACGGUUCCAGCACUCCCCAUCCAUGUGCUCCAGGCCCCCCUCCAGAAUGCAGCCGUUCAUCUCUACCCCUGCCCGGACAGUCAACAGAGCCACUUUGUCACUCCAGCCCCCAUAGCCCAAGCUCUAAAGCACCAAAACCCCAAGAUUAUUAAGAGCCCUUUGCUUGCUGAAUUAGACAUAUAUAUUGAGUCUUGGUUUAUGGUCAAAAUGUGUUGGAAUCUGUUGCUAAUCAGAGUUUGCUACCUGGUGAGCACUGCUCCACUGUAUGAAAAGUACCUGUACUGGUCCUGUGAGGGCAUAGCACCCGAUGCACUGUGGAUUAGACAUGAUGAGCCCCAGUCCCCAAAACCUGAUCUUCAUGUGUCACCAAGGUCUGGGAUGGAGUUUUAGUCAAAUUCUGCUCUUUGAACAAAGCCCCAAAGAUCUUUAAAAUAUGAAUACAAUCCUGUGUCUCAUUCCCCAAUCUGGCACAGAGAGGAGUACUUGAAUUUCUCAUCUUCUUCACUCCUUGCUCCUGGUUUCCAUUUUUUGGUUGCUUAUGUUCCAAUCUUGUCUCAGAAAGAGAUGAGGCCCUCUACAGUUCACCAGCUGGAAGUGCACCUUUUCUUCCCGGAUAAACCAACAGGUCCCUCAUUUCAGUUCAGUUCAGUCGCUCAGCCGAGUCCGACUCUUUGUGAUCCUACGGACCACAGCACCCCAGGCUUCCCUGUCCAUCACCAAUGCUCCCGGAGCAUUCUCAAACUCGUGUCCAUCGAGUUGGUGAUGCCAUCCAGCCAUCUCAUCCUCUGUCCCUAAGUCAGAGGUCCCUGAAUAAUGAAAGUCGCUCAGUCAUGUCCGACUCUUUGUGACCCCCUGGCCUAUACAGUCCAUGAAAUUCUCCACGCCAGAACACUGGAGUGGGUAUCCGUUCCCUUCUCCAGGGGAAUCUUCCCAACCCAGGGAUCAAACCCAGGUCUCCCACACUACAGGCGGAUUCUUUAUCAGCUGAGCUACAAGGAAAGCCCUAGGCCCAGGAAAAUUUUAGAGGACAUGUGUGUGAGCGUGAAGUCUCUCCAUUUCCCUAGAGAAGUUCAAUUCCGUUAUUCACCAUCUGCCAAACGUAGAAGUAACUGUGCUCCCGACAGAGAUGUUUUAGCAUUCAGCGUCCUCCCCACCACCCAGGCUGCCUGUAUGAUGUUCCAGGGCCAUGCACACAGCCCACGGGAGCACGGGAGCACUUCAGAAGGAGUACCCUAGAGAUACCAAAAUUAGUUGUCUCUAAUCCGUAUUGGUAGCACGUUAAAUACUUUCCGCCCUCACUCCCAUCUCCUUGAAUGUUAUAUUUGUGCCUUUUAGUUGAAUAUCUGUAUGACAACUAUAGGUAAAAAAAGAGAAAAUGUACUCACGAUACCAAGUGUGUGAAAUUUUUUUAAUUAGCCAGAAAGGAGAUUUAAAUAAUGUGAAAUCCUGUGGAGAGAUUUUAUCUCUUCCUUAGAAGUGGAAUAUUUCGGAUUGUUUGUAAGUGGGGAGAGCAUUGUCCUGGCCUGAGAGUGUCAGGGACACAUUUCUGAAACUGGCUCUGUGCUCUUAUAUUAUAUCUGUGUGUUUGUCUAUAACUGUAAUAUGAUACAUGCCCAUCUCUGAGACUCUGUGGCUCUACACAGAGAAAUGCAUCUGUAAUUUAAUAAAGAGCCCAGGG